Megalopta genalis is the source of this 3043-nucleotide messenger RNA. RefSeq lists its product as uncharacterized. NCBI's taxonomy places the organism in Eukaryota, Metazoa, Arthropoda, Insecta, Hymenoptera, Halictidae. The record is from RefSeq and is a predicted model, not a curated record.
GUGAAGUGGUCGGGAUGCUGGGAGGCUGUGGGAUGCGUACAUACGAGUGUUUGCUUAGAGAAGUAGAAAAUCAUGAAAAAUGUUGCAUAUUUUUUUCUAACUUAUUAUGGGGACAGUAAUACACUGUAAUUGUAAUCAGUGACUAUAAACCGCCGUUAUGUGUUGUGAAGAUCAGUGAAGUUCAGCUUUUGCAAUGGCGGAAUUGUACUGUUCCUUUCGGUAUAAAAUAAAUUGUGCAGUUGUGCGAUAUUAAAAAGUGGUAUAUAAAAAGUAAAUGUUGUUAAGCUAAGAACGAUAAAGAUAGGGUUUUAACAACAUACCUUAAAAAUACUAUAUCAAAGGAAGGUCUAGUCGUAUUCAAAGGUUAAAUAAUAAAUGGAAAAUGCCUCAAAUACGAAAGACACAUCGGAAAGUAAAAAGGGUGGUAGAUAUCCAAAAAAGGCCACAAUAUCUGAGAAAUUAUCUUAAAUAUAAAUCAUAUGUACCCUUAUGUGAAAAAUUAAAGACUAAUAACAAUUCAUUAGCGAAAGCAUUGUCUAAAGAAAAACAAGAGACCAAGUUACUGUUUUCACAAAAUGUUGCUUUACUCGGAGAGAUACAAGAUUUAGGUUCAGCUUGUAAUAAACGAGAUAGUCUGAUAUUAAAUAUUUUAAAGGAUGCUAAAGAAAUGCUUAACACGUUAGUAACAAUGACGAUUUACUUGACUAAUACAAUCUCAACAUGUCAAGAAUUUACAGCAUCUGCAAAUACAAAUUUACGAAGAUCUUACAGUCCAGCUGGAAGAAGAGAUUCAUAUAGGAGAAUGUCGACAAAAUCACCAACCAAAGGAGUGGUAAAGCCUAUGGUGAGCGGGCACACCAUUACAAAACCUACCAUUAAUUUGAGUAGAGUAAAUAUGCAAGAUAUUAAUAACGCUUCAAACUUAAGUGUAAUACCAGAAGUAGUUACACCUCCAAGAAAUCAAGAGACGAACAGUCUGAGAUCUCCUGUAUCCAUUACCGUGAGACAGCGUAGAUACGCUAGUAAUGGACGUCCAUGUGGAAUGCCAGAGAGAGUGACUGUUAGUUCACCAAGAAGUAGUGGUGAAGAAAAUGAACGAAGGUUGAGUAAAAGAAGAAGCAGACAUUCUGGAAGAAUAUCAGGCAAGCGAUCAAGAUCGAAGUCAAAUAGACUUUCUGGAAAUAAUAGUACUCGCAGCAUCGGGAAUUUGGAAUAUGUGGGAAGCCCUACAGUAAAACUCAAUGACGUUUCAAAAUUUCUUCAAAAUUCCCAAAGUAUUAACAUUCGAUUGUUAACAGAAUCUAGAAACGAUGAUUGGACUAUCAAUGCAGAAAAUAGUGAUGAAAUGAAUCAAGAUGAUUCUCAAACUAGUGUUACAGUACCAGAAACACCCCCAUCUGACACAUCAGAAAAUUCUAACGAACAGACCGUCGAAAACAAUGAUGCACAAGUUGAUAAUGAAUCAGGUGCAAAAAAUGAACAAAAGAAAGAAAACUCUAAAACUUUGCAACAUUCUCCAACAAAUAUCGAUGAUCCUCUCGAAGGACCAAGUUGGUUAUUCAACAAUUUCCAAACUGUGCCUUGUAUUAUAAAUAACGAGAAGAAGACUGAUGAUAAUAUAAAUGUUUCUAUUGACAAUAGUACGUCUAGAUCUUCAAUAGUAGCAGAAACAAGCGAUGAUUCAGACGAUGAAAAGCCUAUGAAAGAAUCAAAGUCACGUUUAAGCGAACAAGAAAGUAAAUGGAAUAGUCUCUCCGAUUCUGUUGAACAAGGAAAUACUGAAAAUGAUAGCAUUAAUACUUUACAAAAUGUAAAUGACGAUUCCGUUUGUAAUACGUUCACUUUGUCUACACCAAAAGUUACUAAUCAGGAUGAAUAUAAACCUGAUAGUAAAUCGACUCCGAAUUUGGUUAAUUUUGUUACACAAAGGCGAGGUUACUCUCUAGAGGAAGAGGAAGAGGAGGAUGAUUUUACAUUGAUGUAUGUUCGGCAUCCGCGUGAUAUGCAGUUCGACAUGAACGAUUUAAAAUUUCCCGUUUUAGAAGAAUCCGCAUUGAAACCAGUAGUACCGGUCGAACCAGAACCAGAAAUAACGACUACGCUUCGAAAAAUAUCUCAAAUCUGUCCAUUGCCGUCUAUUUCAAACAGUAGUAUAGAUGAAACUGUGUUCAAUCAUUCCACGGUGAACUUGCCUUUACUAAUGAAUAAUGAUUACGAUAAUAAAGACUUAACUCCAUUCAAGGAAAAAUUAGAUUCCACAAAACGGGUGACAAGAGGAAAGACUGUAUCUUUGAGGGGUUCAGUCGAUCUCAACGAUGCUGCGACAUCGUUCAAAAAACUGAGUACCCAGACAAAUAAGAGGAGUAAAACUCCGAGUAAAGAUCCGAGUACCGCUAAAGUCGUGUUACAGAAGUUGAAUGAGUUCGAUGUUAAAUCGAGGACACCUUCUCCAGAGGAGAUGCACGAUUUCGACCAGUCAUUUAACCACCAAACAUCUUUACGUGGAGGAAAUUCGAGUGAUUCAGAAAGCAGUAACGCUAGUGCCAAUAGUAAUCACAAUUUAGGUCGACCACAACGGAAGCGAGCUCCGACAAAUUUCCAGGAACCGAGUUUGAGAUCAAAGUUACGAAGGAACUGAUAAUAAAAAUGUACGACAAUCGCUGCAAUUUGAAACAUGAAUAAUUUAAAGUAACAAACGUAUUUUUUUGGAGAUACUUUCGGAUUUCCAACCGGAGUAAUGUAAAUAGUUAUCAAUACGUAUGAAACAAGAAGUUUGUUGAAUUGAUUGAAUCGAAUAGAAUUUAUAAUAUUUUCAUCGGUCGGACAUUUCGUAUAAUACAUUCACAUUUGAAUCGUUCUGCUUCCAUUAUAUUGCGCACAUUUUUAUUAGACCAGCCACUGUUCAUGAUUUACAGAAGAUCGGCUUGUCUCGACGUAGUCGUAGCUUCGAUAAUUUGGCUUCCUCUCUGGUAGUAUUCUUGGUAUUGUACUUUUUUAUUGUACCCUUAUCUAAUGUUGCAAGAAAUAAAUAUAAAACAUUUAA